Messenger RNA from Athene cunicularia (burrowing owl), 1530 nucleotides. RefSeq names its product aromatase. The record is from RefSeq and is a predicted model, not a curated record. NCBI's taxonomy places the organism in Eukaryota, Metazoa, Chordata, Aves, Strigiformes, Strigidae. Gene Ontology annotation, molecular function: heme binding; monooxygenase activity; iron ion binding. The transcript has 9 exons. Bases 16 to 1530 code for a protein of 504 amino acids.
AAUCUCUUGGAAAAGAUGAUACUGGAAACUCUGAAUCCAAUGCACUACAACAUCACCAGCCUAGUACCGGAUACGGUGCCAGCGGCCACAGUGCCUCUACUCAUUCUCGUGUGCUUUCUGUUUCUAAUGUGGAGUCAUGAAGAAACUUCAUCAAUACCAGGGCCAGGAUACUGCAUGGGAAUCGGUCCCCUCCUCUCACACGGGAGAUUUCUCUGGAUGGGAGUAGGUAAUGCCUGCAACUACUACAAUAAGACAUACGGAGAAUUUGUGCGAGUUUGGAUCAGCGGUGAAGAAACAUUUAUAAUUAGCAAACCCUCAAGCGUGUUCCACGUAAUGAAACACUGGCAUUAUGUUUCUCGAUUCGGGAGCAAGCUUGGAUUACAGUGCAUUGGCAUGUACGAAAAUGGAAUCAUCUUUAAUAACAACCCAGCACACUGGAAAGAAAUUCGACCCUUUUUCACCAAAGCGCUGUCUGGUCCCGGUCUCGUGCGUAUGAUAGCGAUUUGUGUUGAAUCAACAAUUGAUCACCUGGACAAACUAGAGGAAGUGACCACUGAAGUGGGAAACAUCAAUGUGUUGAAUCUGAUGAGACGGAUCAUGCUUGACACAUCUAACAAGCUUUUUCUCGGGAUCCCUUUGGAUGAACAUGCCAUUGUACUUAAGAUUCAAAAUUACUUUGACGCUUGGCAAGCACUUUUAUUAAAGCCUGACAUCUUUUUUAAGAUUUCUUGGCUGUGCAAGAAAUACGAGGAGGCGGCCAAAGACCUGAAAGGAGCCAUGGAAAUCCUAAUAGAACAGAAAAGACAAAAGCUUUCCACUGUUGAAAAAUUGGACGAGCACAUGGAUUUCGCAUCCCAAUUGAUUUUUGCACAGAACAGAGGGGACCUGACUGCUGAGAACGUGAACCAGUGUGUGUUGGAGAUGAUGAUUGCCGCUCCUGAUACUCUGUCUGUGACUCUCUUCUUUAUGCUAAUACUGAUUGCAGAGCACCCCACAGUGGAAGAGGACAUGAUGAGAGAAAUUGAAACUGUUAUGGGUGACAGAGACAUACAGAGUGAUGACAUGCCAAACUUAAAAAUUGUGGAGAAUUUUAUUUAUGAGAGCAUGAGAUACCAGCCAGUUGUGGACCUGAUCAUGCGAAAAGCUUUACAAGAUGAUGUAAUCGAUGGCUAUCCUGUGAAAAAGGGGACAAACAUUAUUCUCAAUAUUGGACGUAUGCAUAAGCUUGAAUUCUUCCCAAAGCCUAAUGAGUUCUCUCUUGAAAAUUUUGAGAAAAAUGUUCCUUCACGCUAUUUCCAACCAUUUGGAUUUGGCCCUCGGGGCUGUGUAGGAAAGUUUAUUGCCAUGGUAAUGAUGAAAGCAAUUCUGGUGACUCUUCUGAGACGGUGCAGAGUACAGACAAUGAAAGGAAGAGGCCUUAACAACAUCCAGAAAAACAAUGAUUUAUCCAUGCACCCGAUAGAAAGGCAGCCUCUGCUGGAGAUGGUUUUCACACCAAGAAGAAACACAGUCAAGAAUCAGGGUGACUAA